CUUUAAUAAAUACCCAUUGCUCUUUUCUUUUCCACCACAUAGUACUUGUUCGUACUGAUUUUUUCAGUGCCUUUCUUUAUCUGACAAAAUAGUUGUACUUUUAGCAUUGAAUUCAGAAUUCUCAAAUCGUUCUUUGGUUCUUCUUGUUGGGCUCAAACCCCUAGCCUUGAAUCAAUCUUAACUCAUCCAAAAUCCUCGGUUUGAAUUCCCAGCUUAUGUGAGUUCAAACCCCAUGAAUUUGACUAGGAAUCCUGGGUUUGAAGUUGCAUUUCUCUCCCUUAAUCUUUCUCAGAAGAUUUACAAAUUCAGGUUCAAAUUCAAGCUUUGAACCAAGUUCAAGUUCUGGGUUUUGCAUCUCUUUGCAUAAAGUUUUCAUUUUUUUGGAUUCAAAUUCGGAGGUAUAGGGUUUUGGGGUUGAGAUGGGUGCUAAUAUGUCUGUCGGCGUGUCGGACACGGAUCCUCCUUUGAAGCCCAGGUUGGACGAUAUACCGGAGAGCUGCGUCGCGCUGGUUCUGAUGUACUUGGACCCUCCUGACAUUUGCAGAUUGGCCCGAUUGAACCGGACUUUUCGGGGUGCUUCUUCAGCGGAUUUUAUAUGGGAAUCAAAAUUGCCGCCCAAUUAUCUGUAUAUUAUGGAGAGACUUUUUGAUGAGGAAGCUUUGGUGAAAUUUCGGAAGAAGGAUAUCUAUGCCAGGCUUUGCAGGCCUAAUUCCUUUGAUAAUGGCACAAAGGAACUUUGGCUGGAAAAAAGUACGGGGGACGUUUGUGUGGCGAUUUCGUCGAAGGCUCUAAGGAUAACCGGGAUAGAUGAUCGGAGAUACUGGAAACACAUUUCGACUGAGGAAUCUAGGUUCCAGACGGUCGCUUAUCUCCAACAAAUCUGGUGGUUGGAAGUAGAUGGUGAGUUUGAGUUCCAAUUCCCUGCCGGAACAUAUAGUCUAUUUUUCAGACUCCAGCUUGGGAAGUCCUCCAAGAGAAUGGGACGUCGGGUUUGUGAUUCUGAGCACAUUCAUGGCUGGGACAUAAAACCUGUAAGGUUCCAGCUAACAACUUCUGAUGGUCAACAUGCCGUGUCCCAGUGCUAUUUGGACAAUCACGGGAACUGGGUGUACUACCAUGCUGGAGACUUUGUUGUUCGGAACACCAAUGCAUUGAUGAAGAUCAAUUUUUCAUUAACUCAGAUCGAUUGCACUCAUACCAAAGGUGGUCUUUGUGUAGACUCUGCGUUUAUAUACCCAAAAAGUGUGGGGGAAGAGGCCAGAUUGUUUUUGUAGGCAGGGAGAGCUGUAAAAAUAUUGAGGUGUUCCGCCAAACAGAUGCUUGUUAGCACCAAAGGAAGGACUUUCAAGUAGCGGUUGCUUUGUGAGGGACCCGUAAUGAUCUUUCAGUGUAUAAUUGUGCUUAUUUACUUCUCUAUGAUGUUGGCUUUUUGCAGUUGCUUUUGGCCAAUAAUAAGAUGCUUGAUUCAUUUGAA
Molecule: messenger RNA, 1474 nt
Organism: Juglans microcarpa x Juglans regia
Lineage: Eukaryota; Viridiplantae; Streptophyta; Magnoliopsida; Fagales; Juglandaceae
Product: F-box protein PP2-A13-like
Exons: 3
Coding region: 420-1274 (284 amino acids)
Molecular function (GO): protein binding
Source: RefSeq, a predicted model, not a curated record